GUUUUGAUCACCGGGGUGUGGCAAGUAUAAAGCAGGUCCCGCCGUGAUCUGCGGUUUCACUUGGUCGUUGUUCGUCGCGUAAUGCCAGUUUUUGUGUGAAGGUGGCUUAAGAACAUUUGAUCAUGAUCAGGACGACAGUAUGCCUACUGGCGCUUUAUUUAUGUUGUACGACGGCACAAGUACCACAAAGACUCCAAAUUUCUGGUGCUUUGCUGGCUAGUUCGCGGCCAGUGUUAAGACCACAAGCAGGACCUGCUCCAAGACUCAGAAGGCCAAAUGCCAUAUCUUCAGGACCUAGAGAGGUCAGGCCUGUAGUAGAAGACGUGGAAGAACCAAACUAUCCACAAGCCGCAACAUCAACUUUCGACGACGAGGUCAAUAAAUUGGGCUUGUCAGUUCUACAGGGUGCGAUCAGAGAUGCUCCCGAGGAAGAAGCUGCUCCUUCGCCUUUAGCUUUUAGGCCUGAAAGACCCGUGCCCAUCGCUAGGGAGCAAAUUAGGGAGAAAAUCACAAGGCCCGCGCCAUUGCCUCCACCACCCAGGCCAGCUGUCAGACAGGAUUUCAGAGAGGAGGCGCCAGCACCAAGACCAGCACCUGUUAGACAGGUGAGUAGACCUGCUCCAGUUCAACAGCAAACUUUCAGAGCCGCCUCGGCAAAGGUAGCCCCACGCCAUCAGAGUCUCGAGGAAGAGGAGGAACUCAGAGAACGAAGACGCAGACCCGUAACUCAGAUUCUGAGGAAGUACCGUACCGAUAACGAAGACGGUAGCAUCACUUGGGGUUUUGAAAAUGAUGACGGUACUUUCAAGGAAGAAACGUUGGGUGCAGACUGUAUAAUUAGAGGAAAAUACGGAUACGUAGACCCUGACGGUGUCAAAAGGGAGUUUACAUACGAGGCUGGUAACAAAUGUGACGAACCCGAGGAAGAAGAAGAGGAUCUUUUACCCCAAAAACCUAACAUCCCUCAGUCUAAAAACAGGCCACAGCCGCCUUACAGGCCUGCGCCCCAAUAUGUGAACUAAAAAAAAAGCUCAAAAUUUUUUCCUUUAUUUUUUUUUGUUUUUUCUAUUAAACUAUUUAUUACCUUACUCCUAAGACCUACCAUUUUGUUUUGUUAACAUUCCGAAAAAGACGUGUAAGUCAAUUUAAUAAAUCAUACAAAACUAUCGAAAAAGUUACCUAUGCCAUAUAUGAAUAUUUUUGUAAAAUAUAUU
This is a messenger RNA of Sitophilus oryzae (rice weevil), 1214 nucleotides long. Its product is annotated as translation initiation factor IF-2. Bases 123 to 1022 code for a protein of 299 amino acids. NCBI's taxonomy places the organism in Eukaryota, Metazoa, Arthropoda, Insecta, Coleoptera, Curculionidae. The transcript has 6 exons. Gene Ontology annotation, molecular function: structural constituent of chitin-based larval cuticle. The record is from RefSeq and is a predicted model, not a curated record. Gene Ontology annotation, cellular component: chitin-based extracellular matrix.